Pogoniulus pusillus (Red-fronted tinkerbird) is the source of this 2347-nucleotide messenger RNA. RefSeq names its product nectin cell adhesion molecule 4 (gene NECTIN4). The record is from RefSeq and is a predicted model, not a curated record. The coding region runs from base 25 to 1644 and encodes 539 amino acids. NCBI's taxonomy places the organism in Eukaryota, Metazoa, Chordata, Aves, Piciformes, Lybiidae. Gene Ontology annotation, cellular component: adherens junction. The transcript has 9 exons. Gene Ontology annotation, biological process: heterophilic cell-cell adhesion; homophilic cell-cell adhesion.
CGCCGUGAGCCCGCAGGUGCCCGCAUGGCCCCCCGCGGGAUGCGGCCCGGGACGCCCUUCCUCCGCCGCCUUCUCCUCCUCCUCCUCCUCACCGCCACCGGGUGCCAGGCGGGCGUGGUGGAGGUGGAGCGCAGCGUGACGGCGGUGCUGGGCCAGGACGUGGUACUGCCCUGCCGCUACCGGGCACAGGAGCAGGAGCAGGUGGUGCAGGUGACCUGGCUGAAGCGGGGCCCCGGCGGGCACAGUGCCAAGCUGGCAGUGCUGGACCUGCAGCACGGGGAGCACGUGCAGGAGCCCUACGCCGGGCGCGUGCUGCGGCGGGCACCCGAGGGGGCACUGGAGGACAGUGCCAUCGUGCUGCGGAACGCCGUGCAGGGCGACGAGGGCGACUACGAGUGCCACCUCAGCACCUUCCCCAGGGGCACCUUCGAGGGGCACCUCACCCUCAAGGUGCUGGUGCCACCCCUGCCCAUCCUGAACCUGGGGCCGCCGCUGGAGGAGGGCCAGGGCCGGACGCUGGCAGCCUCGUGCACAGCUGAGGGCAACCCUGUGCCCACGGUGCGCUGGGAGACGGAGGUGCCUGGCACCAAUGCCACGCGGCGCUCGGCCCAUGCCCGCUCGGCCUCCGUCACCAGCGAGUUCUUCCUGGUGCCCGGGCGCAGCAUGAACGGCAAGAGCCUGACCUGUGUGGUGGCACACCCGGGGCUGCGCCACGAGAAGAGGAUCACUCACCAGCUCAGCGUCGCAUACCUGUCGGAUGCCUCCGUGCUGGGGCACACGGCGGAGUGGCAGGAGGGCAUGGAGGGUGCCAGCCUGACCUGCCUGGGGGAUGGCAACCCCCCCCCGACCUUCAACUGGACACGGCUGAAUGCCCCUCUGCCCGCCGGCGUGAGGGCGAAGGGGGACACGCUGCUGUUCCAGCGGCCCCUGGCAGCCGCCGACGCCGGUGCCUACGUCUGCCGCGUUGCCAACCGCGUGGCUGCCAAGGAGGCGCGUGCCAACGUCAGCAUCAGGGGCAGGGAGCCAGAGGACGAGGUGCGGCAGGUGGACCUGGUGUCGGCGUCGGUGGUGGUGGUGGGGGCGGUGGCGGCGCUGCUGCUCUGCCUGCUGGUGGUGGUGGUGGUGGUCAUGACCCUUUACCACCGCCGCAAGACCAAACGCAUCUCCGAGAAGUACGAGGAGGAGCUGACCCUGACCCGGGAGAACUCCAUCCGCCGCCUGCACUCCAGCCACAGCAACGAUGCCCGAGCGCAGCUGGAGGAGACGCUGCAGCUGCGGGCAGAGAGCCGCCAGGGCAGCCUGCGGGGGGACAGCCUGAGGGGCGACAGCCUGCGUGGCACCAGCAUCUGCUCUGCCAUGAGCGAGGAGCAGGAGGGUCGCAGCUACUCGACGCUGUCGACGGUGCGGGAGAUCGAGACCCAGACCGAGGUGCCCGCGGCGGUGCCACUGCUGCUGCCGGUGCCAGCGGGCAAGGAGCCGAAGGAGGAGGAAGAGGAGGGCGGAGGGGGCGGGGGCGGGGGCGGGGGGGGCGGGGGGGACCCCAUCAAGCAGGCCAUGACCCACUUCGUGCAGGAGAAUGGAAUGCUGCAGGCCAAGCCUAGCACCAAUGGCAUCUACAUCAACGGCCGCGGGCACCUGGUGUGAGCCCGCGGGGGGCAGCUGCGGGUGGGCACCCCCUGUGGGCACCCCCCACCACCCCCCCACCCCCCGGCGGGCUCCUCGCUGCUCCCCUCCCCCCCCUACAGGCUCCGGACCCCUCCAGCGUCACCUGGCUGCUGGCACUGGGGAGCCAGGGGCACGCAGUGUGCCCACCCAGGAUGGGCAACCGUGCCCAGGCGUCACCUGGAUGCUGGCAUGGACUUGGGGGCAUAUCCCAAGAAGGAUUCUGGUGCCCAGGCCUCACCUGGCUGCUGGCAUCAGGGGGCUAGGGGCAUGCAGUGUGCCCACCCAGGAUGGGCAUCAGUCCUCCAAGUGUCCCCUGGCUGCUGGCAUGGACUUGAGGGCACAUCCCAGGAAGGAUUCCGGUGCCCAGGCGACCCCUGGCUGCUGGCAUGGACUCGGGGGCACACUCCAGGGAGGGUUCCGGUGCCCAGGUGUGCCCUUCCUGCUGGCACAGGGUCAGGGACAUGCACCAUGCCCCCAGGAUAGCCUCCAGGUUGCUGGCACAGGCUCGGGAGCAGAGCCCAGGAAGGACUCCUCUGGUGCCCAGGUGCCACCUUGCAGCUGGCACAGACCCCAGGACAAGCUCCGGACUUCAGGUGCCACAUCAGCGCUGGCACAAGGCUGGGCACGGUGCCUGGCACCUGGCUGCAGAGGAGGUGCCAGCAGCAUCCCAGCCCCCCCCCCC